GCUGUAGCUGCCGUGUUUAGGUACUUCAAGGCCUGUCCCCCCUUGGGAACCCUCUCGAAGCUUGGAUAACUUCUCAGCUCUCAUUAUUCACGCCUCUGCAUCACGCACGGCAACAUCAAUCACAAUGGCCAGAACAACGCUAACUCGCAUUCCCCUCGCGUACCGCAUCCUCUUCCUCUGGUUCGAACCACUCGCCGCCUUCGCCGGGUCCUUUGUAAUCUGGUUCUCCCCCCAAAUGUUCCUCAACACAAUGACCCCGACCGCCAAAUUUGCACCCGACAAUCGCGUCGUUUACAAUCAGGUGGCGGCGACAUACACGCUGUUUGCCUACAACGAAGCGAUUCUUCUCCGCGCUACCAACGAUCUACGUGUUUGGAGGACUGUACUGAUCGGGAUCUUGAUCUGUGAUGCGCUGCAUCUGUAUGCGAGCUGGCUUGCCAUUCCUGACAUGUUUUGGAAUCCUGCGACGUGGAGAUGGGAGGAUUGGGUCAAUUUGGGGAGUUUGUGGGGGCAGGGCGCUGUGAGAAUCGCGUUUUUGAUGGGGGUUGGUUUGCAGGGGAAUACUCGUGUCAAGGCGGAUUGAGGUCAAUUUGAUGAAGAUGAGAGAGCGAUGAGGCUCAAUGCGAUGAACCGACAGUAAGGCACAGGCGUCGGCAUUAGCAUCGUGGCAAUCUGGCCAGAUUCUUGGCGACAGGCACCCUUGUCACGGCAGCACAAUCGGCAAUUGAUGGGCCCAAAAGUGCCCGUCAAUGCUCAGAAGGUGAGCUCCUGAGAGUUCACUGCACCAUUGUCGCUUCAACCCAAUACAGUCCUAGCAUAUGAAUGCGCCACAGCAAUUACUAUGUAUGAAGUAAUUAAACUUCGAAUUGAUCUCUUGAUUAUUCUUCAUCGCUAU
This is a messenger RNA of Fusarium verticillioides 7600, 895 nucleotides long. RefSeq lists its product as hypothetical. The transcript has a single exon. Lineage: Eukaryota; Fungi; Ascomycota; Sordariomycetes; Hypocreales; Nectriaceae. The record is from RefSeq and is a predicted model, not a curated record. The coding region runs from base 125 to 583 and encodes 152 amino acids.